UGAUUUUUCCAACGUCAAAUCUCUCACAGAAUUUUCUUGUCAGUUUCCACCGUGUUGCAUCACACGCCAAAAUAUUUUCCUCGUCGAUAGAAUAAAAAAAAAAAGAGUAUAGAUAAUUUUAGUGCAAAAUGCAUAUUUCCUACAUGAGAAUUGCUAUCUAUGUGCUGACAUUUGUAACGUACGUGUACUCGGGCUAUGGAUCGAAUGUGAUAUCGACUUUGAGGGACGCGAUAAUUGCAGCUGAGGCGGUUUUUGGGGAUGUUUUUAAGAAUCUAAUUGUGGUCGCGAGGAAGUUCCGAAAUGUCCAUGAAGUAUUUGACGCUGCUGUAGAGGACAGCUGUGUCUUUCGAUGUCCAGGAGAUGUCCCAGGGCAUCGGAACAAAUUCUAUACACCAACAUCAAAUGGCUGUGGAGCACUUGGCAUGAAGAUCAGCACGGAAUAUCUACCAGCUGUUGAGAUGGAAAAGUGCUGCGAUGCUCACGACAUUUGCUAUGACACAUGCAAUGCUGACAAGGAACUCUGUGACAUUGAAUUCAAGAGAUGCCUUUUUAAGCACUGCGAAGCAUACGAGGCUACCACAAUUGUGGGUGAUUUGGCAGUGAAGGGUUGCAAGGCAGCAGCCAAGAUGCUAUUUUCUGGCACUGUAACCCUCGGCUGUAAAUCCUACCUCGAUGCCCAGCAGAGGAGUUGCUACUGUCCAGAACAAAUAGACCACGGUGGAUGGAAGUCCAAAAAGAAAUACUACAAUUGACCUAACUCAAUACCCAUCAUUCAAAAGUAGCCCAAUUAGACAAUUAAUUCUAAUCUUUCUCUUUUCUAUAAAUUCAACGUUUUUCACCAAAAAGUAUUGAAAUUGGACUAAAACUAAACCUCAGAUCAGUUUGUGAUAGCAUGGAAAUUAUGAUAGUGCUAAAUUUAACUCUCUCACGUUCUUUUUCAAUGUGUUCCUCCACUCUCUGGUGUAUAAAAAUCCAAUAAAUUUUCUGGAAAUCCGUUUUUUGCUACUUGUGAGACAGAUUGGACAAAAAAUUAAAUUAAAAAUAUUUUUCUUAUCGCAAAUAUUGGAGAAAAAUAUUCAUCGUAGAAGGUAAGGAGAUUUUUCUGAGUGCUUCCAGUAAAUGUUGGGCAAAAUUCAUUAAUCCAAUCAUCAAUGAUUUUAUUCCAAAACAACAAAUGAUUAAAAUAAAUAUGACAUA
Messenger RNA from Phlebotomus papatasi, 1197 nucleotides. It is a transcript of the gene GXIVsPLA2, whose product is annotated as group XIIA secretory phospholipase A2. Gene Ontology annotation, biological process: lipid catabolic process; phospholipid metabolic process; arachidonate secretion. The transcript has 2 exons. Gene Ontology annotation, cellular component: extracellular region. The record is from RefSeq and is a predicted model, not a curated record. NCBI's taxonomy places the organism in Eukaryota, Metazoa, Arthropoda, Insecta, Diptera, Psychodidae. Gene Ontology annotation, molecular function: calcium ion binding; A2-type glycerophospholipase activity. The coding region runs from base 129 to 752 and encodes 207 amino acids.